This is a messenger RNA of Aphanomyces astaci, 2448 nucleotides long. RefSeq lists its product as hypothetical. Lineage: Eukaryota; Oomycota; Saprolegniomycetes; Saprolegniales; Verrucalvaceae. The coding region runs from base 1 to 1872 and encodes 623 amino acids. Gene Ontology annotation, cellular component: BRCA1-BARD1 complex; BRCA1-A complex; plasma membrane. The record is from RefSeq and is a predicted model, not a curated record. The transcript is spliced from 8 exons. Gene Ontology annotation, molecular function: ubiquitin-protein transferase activity; metal ion binding. Gene Ontology annotation, biological process: negative regulation of fatty acid biosynthetic process; positive regulation of transcription by RNA polymerase II; double-strand break repair via homologous recombination.
AUGGAAGUCGAUGGCACCAUGACGCGGGAACUGAAUGUGAUCCGUGAGGAGCUACGCUGUUUCAUCUGCCGGGAGACCCUUGUGGACCCACACUGCCUUGGUUGCAACCACAACUAUUGCAAACGGUGCAUCGAUGUGCAGUUGCGCAAGGCGGUAUCGCAGUGCCCCAAGUGCAAGAUCCCCAUGUGUCCCAGUGACGUCCAUCGCAAUCAAUUCCUCGAUGGCCUCUUGCAAGAAUGGCGACUCGUCGAAGCGGCGUUGGCCAAGCAACCACCAUCUCCAGUUCUCCAUACCACCAUCGAUCCUGCGGCUGUUGGUACUAGUGUGUUAUCUUCUUCGCCUGCUGUCAAGCGCAAACUGCCGUUGGAGUUUGCCACGCCGCCGCCGCCACCACCCGUCAGCUCCCUCACUCCACCGCAUUCCUCCGAACCUGAGUCCAUAUCAUCUUUGAUGAAUACGCCUCAAUUGGAGUCGUAUCGGAUCCGUCUGCAGCGCCACGCGGCGGCCCUGGACGCCACCAGCCCUACGGACAGUCCCAGCGAUGGAACUCCCAUGAAUUGCACUGCAACAACUCCAGCUUCUCCCCCAGAAACCUUAGCACCAAGCAACGUUGUGAGCAACGACCUCCAACAACGUGAUUGUCUUCCCGAGGUUUCUUCACAGCAGCAGCAGCAGCAGCAUGCUCCUGUUCCCAAACCUAUCAUCUCCCCUUCUUUGCAUCCAGCAUCCCCACAUGCAUCCAACGAGACUGUCAUGUCUAUGAAGACAACACCGUCGCCCGUCCUUCUCGUUCCCCAGUCGCCGCCUCGAACGGAUGCGACGGCCAUGAUGACGGCGGCAUCCUUCCAACCUGGCACCGUGGCCGCCACGCAGGACUACGAAGAUGAUGAAGAAGCCAGCGUACCCGAAACCGAGCUCCAAGUGUACCUACCAAAUGAAAGUGGUCUGUUGCUACCGCCCUCCCAGUAUGAUGACACGGCGCCAUCCUUCACCCCUACUUAUCAACCGCCGCCUCGGCUAUUAACAAAAGGAGGCGAAUGUGGGCCACGUUUUGAGAAUCCCGACGUCCACUCACCGUCGUUUCGCAUCCAUACCCCCUCAAGGACACCCCCCACCACGACAUUCACAAAAGAUCUCCCCCCACAAAGCCCAUCUAAAGCCGUUCGCAUUGUGGCUACAAAUGUUAACAAAGCCGACCGCCGCUUCCUGCUCGACUGCGUGCGCGGCUUGGGCGGUCGAUUCGGCCUGCGUUUUGUUCCGCGUCCAAACCGACCGAACUUCCCUCGAUCCCCCGACGGGACGACCCACGUUGUGACGAGUGUGGACGCGACCACGCGAUGUCCGCGCACCGAGUCGGUGCUGCUUGGCAUGGCCCAUGGCUGCUGGAUCGUGAGCCUCCAAUGGGUCGUGGCGAGCUGGAAGGCGCAACGUUGGCUGGAUGAGUCGCCGUUUGAAGUACUUGGUGAUACCAGUGCGAUGACAGUGACAGCCGUGCCUAGGCGCUGUCGACUGAUGAAUGCAACGCAGAUCUUUGGGGGGAUGUGUGUGUGGGCAUUGCAUGAUGCGAUCGAACAAGGCGACGCCAUGGCGGCCAUCGUCGCCGCAUGUGGCGGGCGGUGGCGUCCAUUUGAGAAAGAUGGUGAAGAAACCUCGAGAACAAGAAGUAGCGACGAAGCGAUGGAGGGUAUGCACGUGAUUGGCGUGGUCUCCAAGACGCUGUCUAUGGCGGCAUGCCGCAACCUGGUGAACAUGCAUUCUGCGCUGCGAAGAAGAACGAUGCCGAUUGUUCGCGCGACGUGGGUUGUGGAUAGCGUCAGCCACAUGGAGUGCCAGCCCUUCGCUGCGUACACGACGACGACAAAGACAACGUAGGACGCAUAGGUCGUAAUAACACAGUGCUAUCAUGUGGAGGUAGAAUAAGACGUCUGUAUUAGACCGACGGUGCGCGAGGGGAGGUGGCGGCGGCCGCAGCAAGUGGCUGGACAGGAACUUGCAUCUCGAAAAUGUCCAGGUUGCCUUCGUGCUUGACUACGUCGGGACAACCACCAUGAUACCAUCAAUCAGAUCAUGGAGAAAAGGAGCAAGGUACCCGCAAUGUUGACCUUUUCGCCAUCCGCGACCGCAAUGUGGCGUUGCACGCACGCGAGCAGCUCGGCUUGGAGGGCGUUGAGAUUGACCCCGCUCAGCGCCACAGACCCGCGUUGGUGUGCCAGGAUGAUCUGUAAUCGCUCCUUGGCGAUGUUCUUGGACGCAGAGGCACCUGAUGAGGCCGCCGGGGCCGCCGCCACCCCCGCUUUGGCCAGGAACGACUGAAGGAAUUGACGCAUCGGUCAACGAAAUGAGUGCAGGAUUGCGAGUCCCCUCAACUUGGAGACUGUUCUUGGUCACGUUUUGUGAAACUAAAUAUUCCGGAUAAAGGCAUACGUUAAUCAAGUGAUGUUGUGGACA